AUGGAGGAACAAUCACAAGAACAGAGGAAGAUGGUGAAGCCUUGCAACCCUCCCCUGCCGUAUCCUCAAAGAUUUCAGAAGGAGAUUAAGGACCAAAAAUUUCCCAAGUUCCUGGAAAUUUUUAAGAACCUGGAAAUAAAUAUUCCACUUGCUGAAGCAUUGGAGCAGAUGCCUCUGUAUGCAAAGUUCUUAAAAGAGCUUAUCAACAAAAAGAGAAGCUGGAAUGAAAAAGAGGCAGUGAUCUUGACACAAGAAUGCAGUGCAUUGAUCCAAGAAGGCCUCCCACCGAAAUUCAAAGACCCCGGGAGUUUCUUUUUGCCUUGUACCAUUGGUAACAUAUCCAUUGAUAAGGCACUAUGUGAUUUAGGAUCCAGUAUCAACCUGAUGCCUUUAUCUAUGAUGAGAUGGCUAUUUAUAGAAGAAGUGAAGCCUACACAUAUGUCAUUGGAGCUAGUGGAUAGAUCAAUGGUAAUUCCAAAGGGUGUGAUUGAAAAUCUCUUGGUCAAAGUAGGGAAAUUUAUAUUUCCAACAGAUUUUGUAAUCUUGGACUUAGGAGAAGAGGGGAGUGAUUCUAUUAUAUUGGGAAGACCUUUCUUGGCCACAACAAGGGCCAUCAUUGAUGUGGAAUAA
Arachis duranensis is the source of this 630-nucleotide messenger RNA. RefSeq lists its product as uncharacterized. NCBI's taxonomy places the organism in Eukaryota, Viridiplantae, Streptophyta, Magnoliopsida, Fabales, Fabaceae. The record is from RefSeq and is a predicted model, not a curated record. The transcript has a single exon. Bases 1 to 630 code for a protein of 209 amino acids.